AUGGCGUGUCGAGGCAGCGGUUGCUGCUGCGGCGGCGGCGGCGUGGGUCCGCUGAACGAGGACAACGCACGGUUCCUGCUGCUGGCCCUCUUUAUCAUCGUGUAUCUGCUGUGCGGCGCGGCGGUCUUCUCCGCGCUCGAGCAACCCAUGGAGCGCGAGGCAAAGGCGCGGUGGACGCAGAGGUUCGAGCACUUUAGCCUGAAGCACAACCUCAGCAGGAAGGACCUCAGGAACUUCCUGAGGAGCUACGAGGAGGCGAACGUGGCAGGGAUCCGCGUGGACACCAUCCGGCCGCGGUGGGACUUCUCCGGGGCGUUCUACUUCGUCGGUACUGUGGUGUCCACCAUAGGCUUUGGGAUGACCACGCCGGCCACCAUCGGCGGGAAAGUCUUCCUCAUGUUCUACGGCCUCAUCGGCUGCGCCGCCACCAUCCUCUUCUUCAACCUCUUCCUGGAGCGCGUCAUCACGGUCAUCGCCUUCGUCCUCAAGACCUGCCACAAGCGGCGCCAGCACAAGGCCGUGCUCCCGCACGCCGCCCACCACCGCGGCUCCGAGGGCAGCGCCGGCGGUCUGGCUGGCUGGAAGCCCUCCGUCUACUGCGUGAUGCUGAUCCUGGGCGUGGCCGCCGUCGUGGUGUCGUGCUGCGCGUCCCUGAUGUACUCGGCCGCCGAGGGCUGGGCCUACCUGGACUCGCUGUACUUCUGCUUCGUGGCCUUCAGCACCAUCGGCUUCGGGGACAUGGUGAGCAGCCAGCGGCUGGCCUACGAGGGCCACGCCACCGCCGCCUACCGGCUGGGCAACUUCCUGUUCAUCCUGACGGGCGUGUGCUGCAUCUACUCGCUCUUCAACGUCAUCUCCAUCGUCAUCAAGCAAGUGCUGAACUGGCUGCUAGGCCGGAUGGAGGCCGCCUGCCACUGCUGCGGCUGCCUCCCCGGCUGGGGCUGGGGGGGUGCGGGUGGCGGGGUGGGAGGUGGAGGAGGGCCCCACCGCCCCCACCGCCACCCCAGGAGGAACGUGGUGGCCCCGGGGCACCUGAGGGCCAGGAGGGAGCUCUCCAUAGAGACGGACGUGGCCAACGAGAGCGAGACCGACACGGGCCGCCGCAUGUCCGGCGAGAUGAUCUCCAUGAGGGACUUCUUGGCAGCCAAUAAGGUGAAUCUGGCCCUCAUGCAGAAGCAGCUGUCGGAGAUGGCCAACGGACACCCGCGGCCGUCGGGGUCCAGCUCGCGGCAGAACGGCUUCUCCGGUGGUGUCGGGGCCCUGGGCAUCAUGAACAACCGCCUGGCAGAGACCAGCGUGGACAGAUAG
Gadus chalcogrammus (walleye pollock) is the source of this 1308-nucleotide messenger RNA. RefSeq names its product potassium channel, subfamily K, member 13b (gene kcnk13b). Gene Ontology annotation, cellular component: membrane. Gene Ontology annotation, biological process: potassium ion transmembrane transport; stabilization of membrane potential. Bases 1 to 1308 code for a protein of 435 amino acids. The record is from RefSeq and is a predicted model, not a curated record. NCBI's taxonomy places the organism in Eukaryota, Metazoa, Chordata, Actinopteri, Gadiformes, Gadidae. Gene Ontology annotation, molecular function: potassium ion leak channel activity. The transcript is spliced from 4 exons.